AUCAAUGAGACAAGCAGACGAUAUUUACGAGAAAUAUAAUCAUACGGCAAGUAGACAGUGGGCAAAAUGGUGGCAGACGAGAAAUUGUUUUUCUCGAAAGCCGUCCAACAUUUAGCUAGAUGUUUAGCAGCAAUUAAACCUACAUCAUCAGAAAAGAUCUCACAAUUAUUCAAGUUAUGCCCACAAGAAUCUACUCAAGGUAUAUAUAGAUUAGAUCAAAGAGGUCAAGAUGCAACUAUUGCAUUGGGAAUAUACUUUUUGGAAUCUGGUCUACAACAUCGGGAUAAAAUAUUACCUUAUCUUUUACGAUUAUUACGUGGUCUUCCAAAAGCUGUAUGGUUGGAUGAGGUCAAAUGUUCACCUAGUGAACGUAUUCCUGUUGCUGAACGGUUUAGUUUUUGUUUAAAUACAUUACUUAGUGAUGUUGCAGCUAGAUGUGAACCAGUACGUGAAGAAAUCAUUUCUACUCAAGUAGAAAUACUUGCAGUUUUAACAAAUCUCAUUAGAGGAUAUAAAGAUCAAAAUGGCAAUAGAGGGAUGCAAGCAAAAUUGUCAUUGUGUAAAUGUCUAGUUCCAGUAUUAAUUGGUUUAGCUCGAUCUAUGGGUCGCUUUGCAUAUACUGAUCCACCUCUUUUAUGUCGUAUUUUCCCGAGACCGGAACCACCUCUCUUAAAACCAAAUGCAGAAACGCGUUUAAUAUCGGAUAGAAAACAACAUAGUUUUUCAAACUUUCGACCAAUUAUUCCUCGAUCGUUAAGUGGUAAUUUGAAUCCUCAUCCGACUGUGGAUACUGCAUCAAGUUUAUUGAUCGGGGAUCACGAAUAUCCCUGUGCUAAACGACCAUCAUUACAAUCUUAUUCAUCAGUACCCUAUGAUCCGCCCACAUAUUUUUUUAGUCGAUAUGGAUCAAGUUUCAAUCAGUUUCCUCAAAUGAGAUGUAAUGAAAGCCCUGAGAGAAGAGCUGGUAUGCAAUUUAAUGUAGUACAUUUACAAAGUGUAUUGGCUUUAGCAAAGAAAUUGCUUACUAAAGAAAUUUUAACAUUUCUCGAUGAAGAAACUCAACAAGUUUACAAUUCUGGACAGGUGCAAAUAUUUCCUUAUCGUACAUUUAGUGAGACAAUGAAUUUAGUAAUGGUUGCUCUUUUACGAGAAUUGUUACAAAAUCAACGCGAUUUGCCUAUUCCAUUUACAAGAGAUGUACAAGAAUUCGUAAAAGGUCUAUUUUUGUCUGGUCAAACAGAAUUGCAAUCGCGUCAACAUGAUGCAAGUGAACGCGAAGACAUGGAUACUAAUUUCCGAACUGUAAAUAGAUUUAAAGUAAAUGUUAUGGCUAAUUCUGCGUGUGUUGAUCUUCUUGUUUGGGCAAUUGGUGAUGAAACUGGUGCAGAUAGUUUAUGUGGACGUUUAGUUGAAAAGAUUAAUUCUAAUCAUGGACCAAAACUGGUGCUGGCACAUAUGCCUUUAUUAAUGGUAUGCCUUGAAGGAUUAGGAAAAUUAGCGCAAAAAUUUCCUAAUAUUGCAAGUACAUCUAUAUAUUAUCUUCGAGAUUUUCUUGUUGUUCCAUCGCCUAUAUUACUUAAAUUACAUCGUCAACAAAGUGAAAAAGGAAAAGAUAUACAAGAUUCGAAACAAACUACUUCAUCGAUACAAACAGCCUUUGAAAAAUUACGAGAUGCAGCUAUUGGUAAUCUUUGUAUUGCUCUAGAAGCUGCUCAUUCUGUGAAUCCGGAUUGUGUACCAGCAUUAGUUGCUAGUGUUUCGAAUAGAUUAUUUGCUGCUGAUAUAUGCGACGGUGAAUCCGAUGACAGGUCGAAUAGCGAAUUAAUUUCGAAAAAUAUAGUAAUCAUGUUGGGGCACGUCGCUGUUGCGUUGAAAGAUACCCCAAAAACUAUGCGUACAAUAUUCCCGUUUUUUCAACAAUUAUUUUGUCGUACUCCGAGUGAUCUUGAUUUUCUGAUCGUGGAUCAGUUAGGAUGUAUGAUUAUUGCGAAAUGCGAAUCAAAGAUUUAUGAAGGCAUAAUGCAAAUGUUUUCUAUGUCAUUGGGUUCAAGUACGGCAACUUAUGCUUCUAAUGAUGAUCGAAAACAGUACUGUCAUGUAGCUAAAGCAGUCACAAAUGCUCUUGCAAAUAUAGCAGCAAAUCUCCAAGGUGAAACAGAAUUAAAUGAUUUAUUACUUCAUUUGCUUGAACUUUUUGUUCAAUUGGGAUUAGAAGGUAAACGUGCCAGUGAUAAAGCAUCAAAUAAUGUUACUAUGACGAAAACAGCAAGUAGCGCAGGAAAUUUAGGUGUGCUCAUUCCUGUGAUUGCUAUAUUAGUACGGCGACUUCCACCGAUCAGACAUCCACAAAAAAGACUUUUAAAGCUUUUUAAAGACUUUUGGCUUUAUUGUGUCGUGAUGGGUUUUGCUGGCGAUCAAGCACCGCGAUUGUGGCCUGCAGAAUGGUACGAAGGCGUUAAAGAAAUUGCUGUAAAAUCGCCUUAUCUUAUUUCGCAAACUAGUGCACGACUUGAAAUGAGAGAAUUACAAUAUACUUCAGCUGUACGCAAUGAUAGCGUUUCUUUGAAUGAAUUACAAGAAUUAAGAAGUCAAAUAUUAAAAUUAAGUACUCGAACAAACGAUAUAUCACAAUAUGUGACAAAAUUACAAUUUGCACAAUGUACAUAUUUAUUAUCAGUCUAUUGGUUAGAGACAUUGAGAGUGGCAAACAGUUCUGAACCUAGUUUACAACCAAUAAUGGAAUAUUUAUGUGAUACAGAUUUACAAAAAGAUAAAAGCGGUAUGUGGCAAUGUAUUUGUUGUGUUGCUGAUUCUGUCUUUGUGAAAUUCAAAGAUGUUAUGCAGCGUAAACCAAAAGAUGAACGACGUGAAAAAGAACUCGAAAAUCAUGCUCAGUUCCUCUUGGUAUAUUUUAAUCAUGUACAUAAACAAAUUAGACGGAUAGCGGAUAAAUAUCUUAGUGCAUUGGUGGAUGCAUUUCCACAUCUUUUAUGGAAUUGUAAAGUGCUUUGGAGCAUGUUGGAUAUAUUACAAAUUUUAUCGUUUUCAUUGCAAAUUGAUCCAAAUGAAGAAACACCAAUUUUACGAAUACCUAGUACACCAUAUAGUAUUGAAUUGAUGGAUACACUCGAAGCUAGAGAGAUAAUUGUAAAAGAUUUUACUGCAAGGUGUAAAGGCAUAGUACAAGAAGCUAUGAAAUGGGCGCCUCAAGCUACUAGAUCACAUUUACAAGAAUAUGUAAAUCAAAUUCCAUCUUCUGGAUUAAAACAUCAUUCUGGUUUAUGUUUAUCUACUGAUUCAGUUCUUGAAUUUGUAGAUCUUGCUAUUCCAACCUCGGCCUUACCAAAUACCAAUUCAUUAGAUAAGCGACCAAAAGGUCCAAAAGGAGCCAGUUCUUGGCUUCUGUCAAUGAUGUCAACACGAUCACGAUAUGCCGGAGAAAUAGCAGGAAUGUUAUCAUUGGCACAAACCGAAUCAUCUACUUCUGAAAUAUCAUUUGAAGAAAUUAGGAAUAAAGUUGUAGAUUUAUUAAUCGAUGCUGUAUGGAUGGCUUGCCGUUCACGAAAUGAUGUUACGCAUCGUAGCGCUCUCUGGCGUGCUACUGCAUUAUUAAUAUCUAUGCCUGGAACACAUAGACGUUUGUUACAUACAGUAGCUUCUUCGCAGAUUGAAUUGUUCACUCCUGCAGCUAUGACUACAGCAGUUGAAUGUUGGCAAUGGAUACUCACUGUACGGCCAGAUUUAAAAUUACGUUUCUUACAAGAAAUGUUUGUUGCAUGGCAAUAUACUGUUGACAAAAGAAUGGGUUUGUUUGCACCAGAUGAAGAAGAAGUUAGUCCUCUGGCAAUAUACGAAGGUUGCAAGUUAGGUCCAAAUCCUCCCCAAGUCAAACCUCACGAUAUUUGGGUUACAUUUAUCGUAGAAUUAAUUGAAACUGCUAAAUAUUGCUGUCAGGAGACAGUUGACAUGAUUGUGAUAUUAUUACAUCGGUCACUGCCCAUGACUGUUGGUGCUUCUGGUGAGGAACCUGGAAUGAGUCGCCAUGUUGCCGCAAUUGGAGUACGCUUUAAAUUGCUUUCUUGUGGAUUACUUCUUCUUCAAGGAGAUAUUUUAUCAAGAACAUUAAGCAAAAACGUGUUACGAGAACGUGUAUAUUGUAAUUGUUUAGAUUAUUUUUGUCGAGAUCGUCAAGUACCAACACAAGAAUUAGAGCAAUUACAUGAAGACUUAGUUACGCUUAUACGAUUUUGGCAAGUAAUGCAUAGUGAUAAAAAAUAUUUAGUAAUGACUGGUAACGAAAGUGAAUUUGAAAUUUUAACACCCCAGUCAUAUUCAACUGGUGGUUUUGGACCUAGCGAAACAAUUAGUUCAUUAAGUACAGCUUUAGGUACUACUAAUAGUGAAUUUUCAAAAACACCGACGAGCGUAUGGAUUAAUACAGUUCCAAUGUCUACUAGUAGUAAUACAUUAGGUAAACGUAGUAAUCGUAGCAAACGUGUUAUGAAUGCUAAUGUUUUUGUAAAGGAUUAUAUAAAGAAAAGAAAUUUGAUUCUUGAACUGCUGGCAGUUGAAAUAGAAAUGUUAUUAGUUUGGAGAAAUCCUAGUGGAAGACAAGAACUUGCACUUCCUGGUGAAUCGAGUAUUGCAGAAUGGCGCGCUAAGGGUAUGAAUGAUCGAUGGCGUGAAUAUACGCGGCUUGCAUGGGAAAUUAGUCCUGUACUUGCUAUAUUUUUACCAGUUCGAUUAAAAAAUUCAGAAAUUAUUAUUAAAGAAGUAUGUGGUCUUGUUCGUCUUAAACCUGUACCAGUUAUGCAUGUUCCAGAAGCUUUACAGUAUCUUGUUACAACUGAUACAUUACUUAAUGAUGUACCUGAAUUGGUAUAUAUGCUAACAUGGGAAAGAGUAUCACCUAUUCAAGCUUUAGCAUAUUUUUCUCGUCAAUUUCCUCAUCAUCCAAUAUCUGCACAAUAUGCAGUAGAGGUGCUAAGUAGCUAUCCAGCAGAUGCUGUACUUUUCUACAUACCGCAACUUGUACAAGCUGUACGCCAUGAUACUAUGGGUUAUGUAAUAGAAUUUAUAAAAAAAAUCGCUAAACGUUCACAAGUAGUGGCACAUCAAUUAAUUUGGAAUAUGUAUACAAAUAUGUAUUUAGAUGAAGAUAAACAAAUUAAAGAUCCUAUUCUGUAUGAUAUAUUAGAUUCGCUUGUAAAAAGUAUUUUAGGAUCAUUAUCUGGCCCAGCAAAACAAUUUUAUGAAAGAGAAUUCGAUUUUUUUGAAAAAAUUACAAAUAUUUCAGGUGAAAUAAGACCAUAUCCUAAAGGUCCAGAACGUAAAGCAGCAUGUUUAAAAGCUUUAUCAAAAAUCAAAGUACAACCAAGUUGCUAUUUACCAUCUAAUCCUGAAGCCAUGGUAAUUGAUAUUGAUUAUCAAAGUGGGACUCCUAUGCAAAGUGCUGCAAAAGCACCAUUUUUAGCGCGCUUUAAAGUACGAAAAUAUGGAAUUAACGAAUUAGAAAAUAUUGCAUUAGCAGUAUCAGCUAAUGGUAAAAUGGAUGUUAAUAAAAGAGAAUCAGAAAAAGAGACAUGGCAAGCUGCUAUUUUUAAAGUUGGAGAUGAUGUUAGACAAGAUAUGUUAGCUUUACAAGUAAUCAGUAUUUUCAAGAAUAUAUUUCAAAAAGUUGGAUUAAAUUUAUUUUUGUUCCCAUAUAGAGUAGUAGCUACAGCACCUGGGUGUGGUGUCAUAGAAUGUGUACCUAAUGCAACUUCACGUGAUCAACUUGGUCGCACCACUGAUAUUGAUAUGCAUCAAUAUUUUAUCACACGUUAUGGGGAUGAAACAACGAAAGAAUUCCAAAACGUACGUCGAAAUUUCGUAAAAUCAAUGGCUGCCUAUAGCGUUAUUACGUAUCUUUUACAAAUAAAAGAUCGCCACAAUGGUAACAUUAUGUUGGAUACUGAAGGCCAUAUUAUACAUAUCGAUUUUGGAUUUAUGUUUGAAAGUUCGCCUGGAGGUAAUUUAGGUUUUGAACCUGAUAUUAAACUGACUGAUGAAAUGGUGCUUGUAAUGGGAGGUAAAAUGGAAGCUGCACCUUUCCGUUGGUUUAUGGAAUUAUGUGUACAGGCUUUCCUUGCCGUAAGACCUUAUCAAGAAGCUAUUAUUUCUUUAGUUUCUUUAAUGCUUGAUACUGGAUUGCCAUGUUUCCGUGGGCAAACAAUAAAACUUUUACGCGGUAGAUUUGUGCCGACAGCAACUGAUCGCGAAGCAGCGGCCUAUAUGCUCAACGUAAUACGUAACAGCUACCUCAAUUUCCGUACGAAAACUUAUGAUAUGAUACAGUAUUAUCAGAAUCAAAUUCCUUAUUAAAUUCUACUUCUAAGUAAUUUUCAUUGACAAUUGUUAAUUUAUAAUGAAGAAAUUCAUUAUUUCUGCAAAAAUUGUUGAAUGAAUAUACUAUGUAUUAUAUUUGUUAGAUACAGCAAUGUUACAUUUGCUGUUUGUACAAACUUCUUAGUGUCAAUGUUAUUCUUAGACUUAUAUAAAUUUUAUGAAAACAUUGUGCUCUGUAUGUAUGUAAGAAUAAUGUAUUAUAAAGUGAAAAAAUUAUUUUAUGUCUGCUAUAAAGCAGAAAAUAUGUAUACAUAAAAAACAUUCCUCUAUUUAUUAUUUAUGUACUGUUGUCGGUUAAAUAUUAAAUGGGAAAAUAAUUCAAUAAA
This is a messenger RNA of Apis dorsata (giant honeybee), 6713 nucleotides long. RefSeq names its product phosphatidylinositol 4-kinase alpha (gene Pi4KIIIalpha). Gene Ontology annotation, biological process: phosphatidylinositol phosphate biosynthetic process; phosphatidylinositol-mediated signaling. Gene Ontology annotation, molecular function: 1-phosphatidylinositol 4-kinase activity. The record is from RefSeq and is a predicted model, not a curated record. Bases 67 to 6363 code for a protein of 2098 amino acids. The transcript has 22 exons. Lineage: Eukaryota; Metazoa; Arthropoda; Insecta; Hymenoptera; Apidae. Gene Ontology annotation, cellular component: plasma membrane; cytoplasm.